CGGACGCCAUGUCUUUUGAAUAAAAAAAUAAAUUCUUAAAUUAUUUAUGCUCUUGCUCUAUUAGAAAUUAAAUAGAAUGAAAUCAAAACAGUAUGAUUAAGCAUCUAGUACUAUGACAGUGAUAAGGAAACCUAGAUAUAAUUAGUGUAUCUCAGAAGAAAAUGGUCAGUUGUGAAACGGUUAUAGAAGGCGCGGACGCGGGAACGCCGCCAUCUUAACAGAUUUAUUUUUAAUCUAUGACAAUUAAAAAAAAAGCAAGAUAGUAAACAGUAACGAGUAAACAGGUAUACAAAAUGAAGUCAAAGGGAAAAUACGAAAACGAUGCUAAAGCCGAACUAACAGUGACACUCGAUGAGGCUAUGACGCUAACAGGUUUUGGGGUAUACAAUAUAUCGCACAUGCUGCUGAGCGGACUGAUCCUGAUGGGCGUGAUUCUGCAGAACCUAGCUCUGGGCUACGUGCUGCCGGCUGCCCAGUGCGACCUACACCUCUCGCUGCAGCAGCGCGGCUGGCUGGCUGCUAUACCAUUCUUAGCUGUGAUCCUGACGUCGUACUUCUGGGGCUGGCUGGCGGACACACGCGGCCGUCGACCUGUGAUGCUCUUCUCUAUGGUCGUAUCAGUCGUCAUGUCCACACUCGCCAGCUUUGCCCCGGAUAUCAUCUCGUUUGCUGUUCUCGAGUUUCUUUCCGCCAUCUUCAUGUCAGGCUCUACUGCGGUGGUAUACACAUACCUCGGUGAGUUCAACAACCUGCGACACAGAGACAAGAUGGUAGCCUUCGGGUCGUCCUUCGUGGGUAUCGGUACUGUCGUCUUGCCAGGUAUCUCAUGGCUUAUACUUCCUCACGACUUCGCUUUACCGAUUCCCUUCCUCGGCAUCGCGUACCGUUCCUGGCGGCUCCUGAUAGUGGCCUGCGCAGUGCCUUACUUCAUCAGCAGUAUACUCCUGAUCUUCGCACCGGAGAGUCCCAAGUUCCUUUACUCCUCUGGACAGUACGAUAAGUGUUUGAAAGUUCUGAAGAGUAUCUACGCUAUCAAUAAAUGGAUGCCCGCAGAUAAUUAUCCAGUAAAAGCCCUCGUAACGGAUACACAUUCAGGUAAAUGCGAGCCCGCGCCUGUGUCCGUGCUAAAGUCAAUGCGGGACCAGACCGCGCCGCUGUUCCGGCCGCCGCUGCUGCCGUGGACCACACUCGCCUGCUUCGUGCAGUUCGGAAUAUUCGCCACUACUAACGGCUUCUACGUGUGGUUCCCGACGAUUUUGAACUCGUUGGCAAACCACGGCGCUACCGACAUGAGGAUCUGCGACAUACUAGAUGCUAGUAAGGCCUCCGUGCUCAACGAAACAGUGGUAAUCUGUGACGAUACAAUGAACACUGCUACAUUCGAAAGGUCCAUUUAUAUUGGCCUAGUAUUCUGCUCCAUGUACCUGAUAGUAGGCUUCGUGGUGGACUUGGUGGGGAAGAAGAUGAUCCUCGUGUCCGUGCUGUCUGUCACCGGCGUGUGCGGCAUCGGAGCGAACCUUGCAGCCAAUCAGCAUUUCGCUGUGGUACUGUUCGCCAUCUUCCAGAUGUCUGGAGCGUGCAUUGGUCUCAUGAAUGCUGUCAAUGUGGAAUUAUUCCCUACUAAAUAUAGAGCUAUGGCAAUCUGCCUGUCGAUGAUGAUGGGCCGCGUCGGCUCUAUGGUGGGAUCUAACCUGAUCGGACUGUUCCUCGAGACAAACUGCGGCGCCAGCUUCUAUCUAUUUGGAGGGAUUAUUAUCGUUUGCGCGGUUCUCUGCCUGACACUACCAAACAAGAAGCGGGAAAUCUCUGCAAAGAAACAGACAGAAGAACCAGCUCAAAACGAAACCCACGAACCGGUAUGAACCGGUAACAACCGGAUAAAUGGAACCGGAAUAAAAAUAAUACUCAAGUUUAAGACGACUGUAAGAGGCUUUGAGAGGAUUGAAAAUGAUUUUGUAGUGCCAUAUAUAAAUGACGAAAAGUUUAUUUUGUGGUUUACUGUGUGAUAUUUUCAACCUCCUUAGACAAAUACAGGACAAGUUAGUUGAAUUAAGUAGUCCAAUUAAUUUAAAACAUUCUAAGUU
Molecule: messenger RNA, 2084 nt
Organism: Papilio polytes (common Mormon)
Lineage: Eukaryota; Metazoa; Arthropoda; Insecta; Lepidoptera; Papilionidae
Product: synaptic vesicle glycoprotein 2C-like
Exons: 11
Coding region: 294-1862 (522 amino acids)
Biological process (GO): transmembrane transport
Molecular function (GO): transmembrane transporter activity
Source: RefSeq, a predicted model, not a curated record